This is a messenger RNA of Gasterosteus aculeatus aculeatus (three-spined stickleback), 3097 nucleotides long. The record is from RefSeq and is a predicted model, not a curated record. Lineage: Eukaryota; Metazoa; Chordata; Actinopteri; Perciformes; Gasterosteidae.
UUUGAUCGAUAAUGCACACGUACACUAUUUACAGUGUUCAUAUCCAGGCACAUCUGUCAAAUCUCAUAGUGCCAUGGUAACGUGACGUUCAGACGUCACGCAAACACUUUUGCGGUAUGGCUGACAUUAAUAGGCUUCUACUUUAAUUUAACUUUUGUUCAGUUAAAAGUACAAAUUAGCUAACUCUAACUUACUGUUUGGAGAUACAUUUCAUUCAUCGACCGUAACUCAGCCACUUAAUAAGUGGCAUAAGGCAGCGCUAGCUUGAAUAUCGCAUUUGUGUUAGCAAAGUUAGCUAACUAGCUAGUUCUGUAAAUAGCGUUUCGGUGACAGUAGCACUUGUUGUUUAAUGCACUCAUUAAACCUCUAAGUCAUUUAAGCAGUGAAAUGGCUAACACGGGGGUUUGCAGCAAACGCCGUAAUACCACUAGGACAGAUCUCAGUUUGCUGCUCGAGUGUCUGAAGUUUCAGAUGAAAUGUCCCGAUUUGCAAAAACAAGCUCUUCUCACCAUUCACUCAAUCUGUGAAAAGAGAGAGGACAAUGUGGACCUGCUGAGGGAAAUGGGAGGUGUCUCAUUUGUGUAUAAACUGUCCAAAUCCAGCAUCAUUCCCACAGAUGUUAAGGAGACGGCCCUAUUUACACUGGGCACCUUAGCAGAGGCCAAUGUGUAUUGCAAGAAUUAUCUCUGCAAAAAGGAGACAUUUGCAGACCUUGCUGGUUUGUUGCUGAAGGAAGACAUCCCGCUGACACAGAAGAGCGUGUCGGUGUAUUUGCUGACCGUGUUGGUAGCCAACAAUAAAUUGGGACAGACUUUAGGUCAAGCAACUGGCUGCCUGGAUAUUCUAUUGGACCUCCUCAGGACCACUUCCCCUCUCUCUACAGAGGCUACAGUGAGAGCUGCUAACGCUACUCAGACUUACCAGUUUUGGGCAUCUGUGUGUAGUGCGCUCUGUGGAUUUGUCAACAACCCUCAAAAUGACGAGGCUCAGCGUGUUUGUGUGGCGGCCUUUGCCACAAUAAAAGUCUGGCUUCAGCAGAUUGCUGUGCCACGUACUGAGAUUUUUCAACCCAUAUGUUCUUUCAUAGCGAUGACGGUUGCCAACAACUCCUGUGUUCAGGGGAGUUUUUAUGGCUCCGGGUGUCUGGAUACUCUCGCUCUUGCACUGGUUCGUCUAGCUUCAGCAGCAGACACAAGCUCGACGUCUUGCCAGCUUGCUGUCACUAUAUCCAAGACCCUUUCUGCUUCCAUCACAGAAAAUACGUCUCUGGCCUCGGGUCUUUCUCGGUAUGGUGUGGUUCCCCACCUCUUCUCCCUGCUGGAUAGCCCACACUUGGAGCCUGAGGACAGGCUGUCUGUUUUGCUCACUCUGGGCCGCUGCACUGAGGCAUCUGAGGAGCACCAGUCCCAGUUGCUGCGUUGUGGAGGCCUGCCCGUUAUCAUAACCCUUCUCACAGAAGAUACAAGUGAGGAGGUUAGGAAGGCUGCUACCUUCAUUUUGCAGACCUGCAAACAGGCCACCAUGUCCUCGGAAGUGCCUGGUCUGACAGUGAGCCACGAGGAGGCUGAAGACGUGAACAUGGAAGGCUUCAGGGCCACAGCCAGGGAGUUGCUGUGCAGGAUUGAACUGCUGGAGAAGAAACAGGCCAUGGCGGCUGAGGCUCAGCAGGAAGACAAAGAGCCCUUAACUUCGAGCGAAAGUCUCGGUCGACCACUUCUGCCUCCGCAGCAGAGGGAGACCAUUAAAACCAUUCACACAGCAUGUAGACAGGCCGACACUCGCAAGCAUGUGGAAGCAGGGAGCGACGGCAACAUGACGCAUAUAAGCAGCCAUUUAAAAGGGCGGAAGGAGAAGGAUAAAACCGGUGGAGGGUCUGUGUGGUAUUCUGUGUGCAAUGGUACUGGUUCUCUAAUGCCUUCCCAUCAAAAGUCACUAGAGGGAGACCCGGAGCCUCGCACAGCCGACCAUAAGUUGUUCAAGCCUCCAGCGUCAGUCAGGCACAGUGUACCCAAAGAAAUCCAAGGUUCUGAUGACAAAGAGUUGAAGGACUGUCAGAGAGGUACGGUGGGGAAGAUCCGAGUUGAAGAAAACUCACUGUCUUGUGUCCGGUGUGCAGUUUGCGUGCUGCCUUUUGAGGAAGUGACCAGUCGCACUUUUGCGUCGCUGCAAAGCUCCUGCCAGCACAGCUGUGACAUACACCAGGUACUCCGAGAGGCCACAGAGCGGUUCAGGACCCGUCACUGCAACAUGCUGCUUAGGAGAGAGUACCAUGACGACGGUGAGCCGGCAAACCAAAAAUACGAGAGAGUUUCAGCUGCACAGCCACGGAGGAGCUGGGAAGACUGGAGCGAGGUGCGCCCGACUCUCGUACGUAAGGGAGCAGGAAAAGGCCGGAGCUCCCCUCCCUGGAAGAAGCACAAAGACAUCCGUUUGACUCCACUGCAUAAAGGAGCUACAAAGGAGACAUGGACCACCUACGGGACAGGGCCGGGCUUGAUUCCUCUGAAAAGGUCCCAUCUUCCAGAAGAGAGAAGAGUAGGCAAUAAAAGUGGACGUCCCACUAUGGAUGAUGAGCCGAGGACGAGCCCAGAUCACGGUUCCAAUAGACGGAAGAGGGCCGACUUCAGCAGUGAGGAGGUGCGUUACCUGCAGAGAGGUGUGAAGCGUUUCGGUUUCUCCUGGAACUCCAUUUUGUGGUCGUACCCCUUCCAUCCGGGACGCACCAACGUUGACCUGGCUAAAAAAUACAGCCGGCUAAUGGUAACAAACAUUAGAUAUUUUCCAUCAUAAAUGACACAUUGCAUUCAAAUGCCUUGUUUCUUUGCCUUCAGAGAGGUAACGUCUAGGAGUCUGGCUGUUCGGAGGUCGUGGGAAACCCAACGAACGGCUCUCUUCACACUGUAUUUAUUGCAAAUUGAUGCCAAAGAGCGUUUACUUAUAUAUCCUUAUAUAUAUCUAUAUAUUAAUAUAGCGCAUUCUCACGAUGUAUUAAGAUUUGUCUUACAGUACAGUACUUAGAGUACUUGGUACUUUGCACUGUUUGUACUAUAUAUUUUAUUCUUGUCAGUUCUUUGACACAUAUUUUUAAUUGUUUAUU